GCCACCUAACAAGUGCCAAACUUGAGGCCAACCUCUCCUCCCAUCUCAUUCUUUCCUACAUGGGCACUCUGAUGGGUUUGCAGACAGCUCAGUUUGCAGACUGAAGAGAGAACCAAGACGAACACUGGGAUCACGUAAGGAAAUCUACUCCGCAAAGAUCUCCAGAGAUUUCUCAUCCUCUAACAAACUUUAAAAAGCAAAAUAAGAAAGUUACAAUGGCGACACCCAAAAACACUCCACGAGGUGCAAACACACCACUUUCUCCCAACCGGAUCACCCGUCUCCAGGAAAAGGAGGACCUCUGCAACCUCAACGAUCGACUGGCCGUCUACAUCGACAAGGUCCGCUCUCUGGAGGUUGAGAACGCCGGGCUGCGUCUGCGCAUCACCGAGUCGGAGACAGAGGUCAGCCGGGAGCUGACGGGUCUGAAGGCCGCCUAUGAGACGGAGCUGGCAGAUGCCCGCCAGACACUGGACUCGGUGGCCAAAGAGCGAGCACGGCUGCAGCUGGAGCUGGGCAAGCUGCGAGAGGACCACAAGGAGCUGAAAGCCAGGAACACUAAAAAAGAGUCAGAACUGGGGGGAGCCUUGCAGAGGCUCAAAGACCUGGAGGCUCUGCUUAAUUCGAAGGAUGCUUCCUUGACUACGGCUCUUGGAGAAAAGCGUAACCUCGAGGUGGAAAACAGGGACCUGAAGGCGCAGGUUGCCAAGUUGGAUACCAGCUUGGCCGAUGCCAAGAAGCAGCUGCAGGAUGAGAUGCUGAGGAGGGUGGAUGGAGAGAAUCGCAUCCAGACUCUGAAAGAGGAGCUGGAAUUUCAGAAGAACCUCCACUCUGAGGAGCUGCGGGAGAUAAAGAGGCGUCAUGAGUCCCGCGUAGUUGAACUGGAUAAUGGCCACCAGCAGGAGUUUGAAUGCAAACUGGCCGAGGCACUGGCGGAUAUGCGCAACCAGCAUGAGCUGCAGAUUAAAAUGUACAAGGAUGAGAUCGAGAAGACCUACAACACCAAGCUGGAGAGUGCUCGUCAGUCAGCAGACAGGAGCAGCCACCUGGUUGGGGCAGCACACGAGGAGCUCCAGCAGAUCCGAGUACGCCUGGAGUCCACGUCGACUCAGCUCAGCCAGCUACAGAAGCAGCUGGCAGCUCGUGAGGCAAAGAUCAGGGACCUCGAGGAUGCUCUGUCGCGGGAGCGGGACAGCACGCGUCGCCUUCUGGGUGAGAAGGAUCGAGAGAUGGCAGAGAUGAGGCACCAGAUGCAGCAGCAGCUCGAUGAGUAUCAGGAACUCCUCGAUGUUAAGCUGGCCCUGGACAUGGAGAUAUGCGCCUACAGGAAGCUGCUGGAGGGAGAAGAGCAAAGACUGCGUCUUUCGCCCAGCCCUCCUCCUACCAGGGCGGCGGGAAGUCGAUCCUCUACUUCUGGAGCUCUCUCUCGAUCUAUCCACCACAGCGCUCAGAACUCCCCUGCUAAGAGACGUCGCCCUAACGACACCGACAGCGAGGCCUCCAGCUUCGCCGGUGGAGCCGUUUCCCGCACUCGCAUCACCCAGCAGGCCUCGGCCAGUGGACGUGUCACUGUGGACGAGGUGGAUCUGGAUGGGAAAUAUGUCAGACUCAGCAACAAAGCUGAUGAGGAUCAGAAUCUGGGGAACUGGCAGGUGAAGCGGCAGGUGGGAUCUGGCACUCCCAUCGCCUUCAAGUUCCCAGCUAAAUUCACCUUGAAGGCUGGUCAGAGGGUGACGAUCUGGGCCUCUAAUUCUCUCUUCCAGACUACUUUGAUCAGCACUAAUGGAGAGGAAAUGGCAAUGAGGAAGGUCACCCGCACUCAGCUUGAAGAAGAAGAUGAUGACAUGGACGGCGAGUACAACCUGCGGAGCCGGACGGUCGUGUGCGGCUCAUGCGGACUUCCUUCAGAUAAAUCCAGCAACUGCUCCGUGUCCUCUGCUUCCCGCUCCUUCCGCAGCGGAGGCAUCUCCGAGGGUUUACUGCCCCACUCCUACGUGUUCAGCACGAGCACACCUCGCAAGACUGGAGGCAGAAUGGAGAGCUGUCCAAUCAUGUGAAGCCCUGGGGCCACUACACUACAUUUUCUAUAGCUUCUUAGGUAUCAGUUGUUGAGUUAUCUGGUAUAGUUUUUAGUUCAGUUUAUGUACUUCCAAUUUAAUUUCAAGUUAUUGAAUGCCAGAAAAUUUUAUACUGCUUUUUAUAAUGUACAUAUGCAUGAAUAAGAAUAAUUUUCCAGAGCUUAAAGGUUAAUUGGGGUUAGCUUUUGGAUGGGACAUUUAAGGUUGGAAAAUGUAAACCAGUUACUUUAACAUUCAUUCGUUUUAAAAACUUAAUUCAAAUUAAUGUCAUUAUACUCUAUAGACACUCUGACACAGCGGGGUUGUGAUCAGUUUACAAUUUUACCAAAAUUGAAAACUUUUUUUUUCUCAUUAAAUCUUCUUACACAGUGAAGGUAAAAUGAACCCAACCUUGCUACAGAUCUACAGAAUAUUGUCGGGGUUUUUUUAUUAAAAUGAAUAAACGUGU
Molecule: messenger RNA, 2526 nt
Organism: Pundamilia nyererei
Lineage: Eukaryota; Metazoa; Chordata; Actinopteri; Cichliformes; Cichlidae
Product: lamin-A-like
Exons: 14
Coding region: 216-2057 (613 amino acids)
Biological process (GO): heterochromatin formation; nuclear pore localization; nuclear envelope organization
Cellular component (GO): nuclear lamina; nuclear envelope
Molecular function (GO): structural constituent of cytoskeleton
Source: RefSeq, a predicted model, not a curated record